AUGGAAAGAGUUGAAAAUACAAUGAGAUCUCCGAAACAAGGAUUUGUAACAAAUGCAAGAGACAAAUUUAUGACAGAGGGGAGAUCCUCCUCUUAGAUUCAAGAUGCAAAAGCUUAGCAAAUUGUGAACAUUUUCAAAAUGCAAUCGAAGAAGAAAGAUAAGACUGAAGACAUUCUCAGGAAGCACGGUUAUCUUCCUAAAGAUGUAGAUGAAGAGAUGGAGAAUAUUCAGUUGACGAACGAUUAUUUUAAUAAAAUCAAGUAUUUGGAAUUCGUAAUCUUCUUCUUUGCUUGGGUUGGUGUUGGAUCCUCUAUUGUUGAAUAUGAACUUAGAUAUAAUUCUGAGUUCACUCAUACUAUGACGGAGUAAAAAAGAGUCUAGCUUUUGAUAAUGCUCUGUAUAAAUGCUUUAUGCACCAUAUGCGUUGUGUUUGCUAUUGUUUCAAGAUAUUUAUUGACUCUAUAAUGGUAAAUUGAGAAGAAGCUUUUGCUACCAUUGGAUAAUCUAAUUACAACAAAGUACUAUAAAUCAAUGAUGAUAGAGAUUUUCUGCAGCAUUCUGUCUCCUCUACCAGGCCUAGAAAAUAUGACCUAUAUCGAGGAUUAUUCUGAUAGAGAAGUAACAGUUGAGCUCCGUAUCAAUGUACUUUUAUUAUGCACAGCAAUGAUUAUUCGACUGUACUUAAUAAUUAGAUUCGCUCUCUCAUUCAGCAGAUAUAGAAACUCCAGAAUGUAGAGAUUAUGCAUGAUUAAUGGUACUGAAGCUACAUUUAUGUAUUCGAUGAAAGCUUUCAAACAAGAUAGACCAUAUGUAUUUAUCUCUGGUUCCCUAGUUGUACCUCUAAUUGUCUGUGGCUACGGAAUGAGAAUGUUUGAAAGACCGCUAAUCCCUGUUUCAGGUCAAGAUUUUGAUUCAUUAGGAAACUGUAUUUGGUGUGUGAUUAUUACAAUGGCUACUGUAGGUUAUGGUGAUUAUUUCCCCAUUUCAAAUUUCGGUCGUAUUGUAGGAAUCCUUGCAUGUUUAUGGGGUGUAUUUAUAGUUUCAAUUUUUGUAGUCACUUUAAAUAAUUUACUUGAGUUUUCCAAACAAGAGGAGAAAAGUUACGAUAUUCUUUGCAAACUUGCAUUCAAAGAGGAUUUAAGAAUGAAAGCUGUAAACGUAAUAUUGAGUGCUUAGCGGUAAAAAGUAGAGAGAUAAAAAGAUGAUCUUGACAUAAGUAGAUUGGCUGUUGUUUUCCGUGAUUUUAGGAAAAAUGUAUUCUCACUAAAGUAAGUAUCAAAGAGAGUCAGAGCGAUGUAUGAAGAUUAUAAUGAAGUAGAAGUAGUUACCAAGGAUGUAGAGGAGAUUAAUUAAGAAGUAAAUCUACUUAUGUCGACAUAAGAAGAUGUUUUAAAUGAAUUUAGAGAAUUGUCAAAAUAAUUCGGAGAUGUUGGAGAAGAUAAUUCAAUCGUAUCCGACGAGUAAGAAGUGGAUGAUAAUGAAUCUAACUCUUUAUCAGAAUUAGAAAAGUAAAUGAUCACAGUUGAUAAUUGA
This is a messenger RNA of Stylonychia lemnae, 1533 nucleotides long. NCBI's taxonomy places the organism in Eukaryota, Ciliophora, Spirotrichea, Sporadotrichida, Oxytrichidae. The record is from the annotation of a GenBank genome assembly.